GAUUGCUUUGCGUCUUUACUAUAGAAGCAUUAUUUUUUGCAAUAAUCUAAGUUAAAUCUACAUUUUUCGAUUAAUAUAUUUGUUUGAAGUUACUUUACAAACUACAGUCAUUAUACAUUAAAAUCGCGAAUAAAUUGUAUUGGUAUAUAGUAUAUAUACUUUAUAAAUACAUUUUGUUCACGGCUUGAGUUCAUUGCGAAUUUGUGAAGUCUCCCAAUAUGGGAAAGAGAUUUGAAAUAUUUUAGUGAUAUUAAUUAAAUAUAAAUCAUACAAAUGAAAGACGAGCGCACCUAGUGUACUUCUUGACAGUUUUUGUGGUGCCUAAUUAUGGUUAUGAUUGCGAGUCGAAGUAUUGAGAAAUAUUCGGCGUGCUGACACCGUAACAAAUUCGAAAAUAUGUAAAUAAACAUGAACGAUAUAGAUAUUAAAAUAGUGGAUUCACCGAAAGACCGGUUAGUGGGAGCUGAGGAGUCGCCCUUACCGGAGAACUCGGGUGAAAAUGAAGUUGAUCCAUUGUGCAUCGACGAAGAAAUGAGCUCCGCAAAAGAGACAGAAGAAACCGCUGAUAAUAAAGCGGUAACGAAUGAUGAUGCGGGUAACUGUGAUGAUAAUGCCAAAGAAGAGAAUUUAAGCGAAAGUCCAAGCAAAGGCGGUGACUUGGAAGAGCAACUGGAUGAUGUAAAAGAAACUGCUAAAGAAGACACUGAAGUUAUUCAACAAGAGAAUGCAAAACCCCCAGAGGUUGUUGAAAUCAAAAAUGAUACAACGGAAGCUGAGGUAGCAACAAUUAGUGAAGAAAAAGACCAGCCAUUGGUAGAAACGAAGAGUAAAGAGGAGAAGAAACAAGAGAGAGAGGCGGAUGUUGAAAUGUUGGAAGCGCCAACAGAGAAGGUAGAUAAGGAACCAAAAAGUACUCAGCCUGUUAAUGGUGAUAUUAAGGAGGAACCUGUAAAGCGGCGUUCUAGCGAAGACGUGGACACGGAGUCGCCUCUAAAGAAACUGUGCCAAGAAGUCGAGAAAACUUUUCCACAACACGAUAUUAUGAUAAACGAUUACAUACAAACCGCAACAAAGAACAACGUGGACGAAAUACAGAGGCAUACGGAGCAACUGCUCUCGGAGAUACAAACGUUACGCGAAUUAGCACAAAAGAAGGAACACGAAUGGAACAAUAUAUUGCAUCUCAAGAAGGUCAAAGAGGAAAUUCUACUGCGGCUCCUGAGGCGAAAACAAGUGCUAGCAUUCGAGAAGUCUGCGGACAUCAAUGGCGCGGAGAGGACAGAUCCAUUCGACUAUCUAAACCAAGCCAAGAAUCUUGCUAUAGAUAAAAGUGAUGAGAUAUCUGGUUUAGCGUUAAAGCAACCGGGUUCAAUCAAUCCAAUGAUGCAACCCGUGAUGCCAGUUACAACGCAUUUCAAUUUGAUGUCGGGGUUGCCACCGCCGUAUGACAAAAGUGCGCAUAUGCAGCAGAUGUCUAAACCGAUGUUCCCGCAAGGGCUCAUGAUGCCCGGUCCAUUACCAGGUUUCCCUCGAGAUAUGAAUGGUCAGUUACCAUCGAGUUACGGCAUGCCGAUGGGUCGUCAAGGCCCAACUAAGGAUGUGAAGUCGAUAAUAGCAGAUUAUAGGCAGAGGAAUCCUGAUAUAGCACCAAGAAGAGGCAGACGUAUGAAGUCGAUAGUGAACCCUAAUAUCAUGAACCCAAGGCCGAUAGCGCCGAAAAUGGAUAAUGUCAAUAAUCUAGGAAACCUCAAUAUGCUGUUCAAUAAUUUGGAUAUGAACCAAAAGGCGAUGCUCGAACGCCUCCAGCAGAUGCAAGUGGGCAGUUUACCCAACGGGCUGUCAUUCAAAGACGUUCUCGUGCAAUUCGCGAACAUGCAACAGCCGGGCAUGAUGCCCAGCAGGAUGGACAUGCCCCGGCCGGAGCACAUCAGGCCUGAGAGACGGAGACCGGAGAGAAACGAAGAACACAUACAGAAGCAAGCGGAGAGGCUGGCAUCGCCGAGUCCGAGGUUGCCGCCGCCACCGCCGUACCCAGAAAUAUCACUAUUGCCCGUCACCACCAGUCAGGAUACGGGUCAGAGCCAGCAGAAUUCCUUGCUGCAUGGGAUAUUGACUAAGCAGGCGUCCCCUGCGUCUCAGAGUUACUCGCCGACGUUGGCAAAACUGCUUACGUCACCGGACGGAACACAGAGUGCACCACCGUUGCCAACUUUCGGUCAGGCCAAGAAUUGUGGUGAAAUAACGAUAACACCAGUGCAGCCGACACCCCCGCCGCCGGAACCUCAGGCACAGGAUAAGGCGGAAGUUGUUCAGUUGGACGACGAGGAGAGCCCCGCGUCCGAGGGCGAGGCGGCCGGGUCCGGCGGGUCCGGCGGGUCCGGCGCGUCGGGCGGGUCCGGCGCGUCCGGCGGGUCCGGCGGGUCGGGCGGGUCGCCGGGCGGCGCCGGGCGGCUGGUCAUCGACGAGGCGGCGGACGACACGCCGCUGUGCCAGGGCUGCCGCGCGCGCGACGCGCAGUUCGUGUGCGCCGGCUGCGCCAACCAGUGGUACUGCAGCCGCGAGUGCCAGGUGGCGGCGUGGGACGACCAUUCAGAAAUGUGCUCCGGUUGAUCGGGCCUAAGUUAUUUAAAGUAAUUAAGUUAGAACAAAUAGGAUCGCGUACUCGGGCGGUAGAAUUUGCCUUAUAAUAUUUAUAUUGUAUCGUAUUGUCAUUAUAUACGGACGGAUAACAUGGAACAAAGGAUGUUACAAUAAUUGUAUAUAUUUCUUAUGAAUUAUGUCUGGCUAUGGUAUGAAAAAAACACAUCUUUUAGUUGAGUUUUUUUUGUCUUUGUUGAGUGAAUACCUAAAGACUCUGGUCAAAUUUUUAUUAAUGAUAUGUGAAUUUAGGUAUAAUGCUUAUUGAUUUAUCUAUAGUAUGGCCAACUAAUCGAGAUAGAAAAUGUAAACAAAUUAAUGUCAAAACGGAAUGCUUCUAACUUCUGUACCUGUACCAAGAAACACAUAACGACAAGAUCUGUUGAGCCACAGUCAUAGUUGUAGUCAUUUUUUAUGUUAUUCUGGGCAAUUGAACUGGUGAAUCGCCUGAUGAUAAACGCUACUAUCGCCCAUGAACAUUUGCAGAGGCGAAAGGUCGAUUGCGGACCUUACGCCUCUGCAAAUGAUUUGGCCGGCCUUAAAUUCGAAAGGGAUUCAGAAAGGAUUGGGAAGGAUAAGGAAAAGUAUAUGGGUCUAGAUACUAACGGAAUAUUCUCUCACUAUCGCAGUUUGUUUUACACUUUUUAUCGGGUCUCGUUGGCCGUGUUGUAUGUAUAUGUAGCCCGUCUGAAUACAAUGAAAAUACAAGGACUGUUAAUUAUGGGUGAAUCUCUCUAGGAUACAAUGGUUCCUCGCGUAGUUGGGUGCGCGAUUUCGCGUGGUAAACUUUAGUUAUUUAAUUAUAGAGAAAAUUGUUCUUAAAAA
This is a messenger RNA of Zerene cesonia (dogface butterfly), 3462 nucleotides long. RefSeq names its product inactive histone-lysine N-methyltransferase 2E-like. NCBI's taxonomy places the organism in Eukaryota, Metazoa, Arthropoda, Insecta, Lepidoptera, Pieridae. The transcript is spliced from 8 exons. Bases 409 to 2610 code for a protein of 733 amino acids. The record is from RefSeq and is a predicted model, not a curated record.